This is a messenger RNA of Sinocyclocheilus rhinocerous, 1104 nucleotides long. It is a transcript of the gene nxph4, whose product is annotated as neurexophilin 4. The transcript is spliced from 2 exons. Gene Ontology annotation, molecular function: signaling receptor binding. The coding region runs from base 225 to 1076 and encodes 283 amino acids. The record is from RefSeq and is a predicted model, not a curated record. Lineage: Eukaryota; Metazoa; Chordata; Actinopteri; Cypriniformes; Cyprinidae.
CACUGUUCCCACGCCAACUUUUCACCUCCGUGAACCUGCGAAUGGAUGUGCGCUUCACUAAUGACAAGGACUUCAAGAGCUGAACCUCCUUGGCUGCCUUAAUAACUCCGAGAGCGCUGGUUUGUGCUCGCAGUCAGUUACAGAGUUCGUUCCUCUCGGAUGUUUUCUGCUUGGUGAUUUGUGUCCGGUUUAUGUUUGCUCAACGGGACUAGUGUUCGCGAACGAUGAGGCUGCUCUGCUGGAGCGUUCUGCUGUUCAUCCAAUGGAUUCUGAGAAAGGUGCACGGCUUGGAGAAACAGGUGGGCAGAUCUCUGGAUUACCUGGAGCAGGGACCAUCCGGCACAGUCUUCAAGAGCCUCCCAUACGGCGUUCCCGCUCCGUCAGGCGGCGUCAAACCUCCACAGCAGACCUCCAGGAUAUACUCCACGCCGGACCACACGCCCUCGAAGCCCAAACCACCCACCUUCAGCUUCCAGAACCCCUACGAAUGGAUGCGAAACCAGUCGCAGCUCCUGGACCAAACGGGCUACCGUCCCAAACGCAAGCCCUCCCUCAAAACCUCCAUGAAGACUAAAAAGAUCUUCGGCUGGGGCGACUUCUACUUCAACGUCAAGACGCUCAAGUUCACCCUUCUGGUGACGGGGAAGAUCGUGGACCACAUCAACGGGACGUUUACAGUCUACUUCCGGCACAACUCCUCCAGUCUCGGGAACAUUUCGGUGAGCAUCGUUCCUCCGUCCAAAAUCGUUGAGUUCGAGGUUCUCCAGAACCCUCUUCACUCUGAGAUCCAGUUCCACCAGCCGCACCAAUCCACCAUCGACCCCAAAGACGUCAAAACCUUCAACUGUCGCGUCGAGUAUGAGAAGACGGAUCGCUCCAAGAAGCCCAAACCCUGCCUUUACGAUCCAUCCCAGACCUGCUUCACUGAAAACACCCAGUCGCACUCAUCCUGGCUCUGCGCCAAACCCUUCAAAGUCAUCUGCAUCUUCAUCUCCUUCUUCAGCAUCGACUACAAGCUAGUGCAGAAGGUCUGUCCGGACUACAACUUUCAGAGCGAGCAUCCGUAUUUCGGAUGAGGCAUUUAUCAUCCGUGUUUUAUUUGUA